Haplochromis burtoni (Burton's mouthbrooder) is the source of this 9866-nucleotide messenger RNA. It is a transcript of the gene lpar1, whose product is annotated as lysophosphatidic acid receptor 1. The record is from RefSeq and is a predicted model, not a curated record. Gene Ontology annotation, molecular function: lysophosphatidic acid receptor activity. Gene Ontology annotation, cellular component: membrane. NCBI's taxonomy places the organism in Eukaryota, Metazoa, Chordata, Actinopteri, Cichliformes, Cichlidae. Gene Ontology annotation, biological process: phospholipase C-activating G protein-coupled receptor signaling pathway; neurogenesis.
AGAGGGGGAGAGAGAGAGAGAGAAGGAGAGAGCCGCGCCAGCGCAGAGAGGCACGGAGACGAAGCAGAGAGCGCAAAGGCUUCGACAUCUGGGGGGGAAAUUAAAACAACUUGCAUUUUUGAAAAAAAAAAACAGCCAAAAAACAACAAAGCCAAAAAACAAACAAAAUCGGGACAUAGCGGUGGGAAAAUUUGACCGAUCUUUCGCUUUUUUCCCCUGCACGGACAUAAAAUGAAAGGGUUACCUGGCUGCAUGUUGGAUUUUAAAUCUUAUAUUACACCGCUGCGGCGUUGACUUCAGAGUUGCGCAGGCAGAGUCUGUAUGAGUUGUCUGUUGGAGGAAUUUUAGACACUCCGGAUCAAACUUGAGUUGGACAUCCAGGAACCAGUCAGGGAGUAAGCUAAACCACCUACCCACUGCUCUCACUGCAUGCAGGACACUUAAACACCACUACAACCAUGGAUGAGGAACAAUGCUACUAUAAUGAGAGCAUCACCUUUUUCUACAACCGCAGCGACAAGCCUCUUGCUAACGACUGGGACACCUACAGCCGGUUGGUGAUGGGCCUUGGCAUCACUGUGUGCAUUUUCAUCAUGCUCGCCAACCUUCUGGUAAUGAUCGCCAUCUACGUCAACAGGAGAUUCCACUUCCCCAUUUACUACCUGAUGGCCAACCUGGCAGCUGCUGACUUCUUUGCUGGAUUGGCGUACUUCUACUUGAUGUUCAACACGGGACCAAACACAAAGCGUCUGACUGUUUCGACAUGGCUGCUGCGUCAGGGCUUGAUUGACACCAGCCUUACUGCAUCUGUAGCCAACCUGCUUGCCAUCGCCAUUGAACGCCACAUCACCGUGUUCCGCAUGCAGUUACACACACGCAUGAGCAACCGGCGCGUGGUGGUUGUGAUUGUCAUUAUCUGGACUAUGUCCAUAGUCAUGGGGGCGAUACCCAGCGUAGGUUGGAACUGUAUCUGUAGCAUUAAGUCUUGUUCCAACAUGGCACCUCUCUACAGCAACUCUUACUUGGUCUUCUGGGCAGUGUUUAAUCUUGUGACUUUUGUUGUCAUGGUGACACUAUAUGCCCACAUCUUUGUGUAUGUGAGGCAGAGAACCAUGAGGAUGUCACGGCACAGCUCUGGACCACGACGCAACCGAGAUACCAUGAUGUCUCUUCUGAAGACUGUGGUCAUUGUGUUGGGUGCGUUCAUCAUUUGCUGGACCCCUGGUUUGGUCAUCCUCCUCCUUGAUGUUUUCUGCGCUAGCUGCAAUGUCUUGACCUACGAAAAGUUCUUCCUGCUACUCGCCGAGUUCAACUCUGCCAUGAAUCCCAUCAUCUACUCCUACCGUGACAAGGAGAUGAGCGCAACCUUCAGGCAGAUCUUGUGCUGCCAGAGGCAGGAGAAUGUGAAUGGGACGGCAGCAGAGGGAUCCGACCGAUCUGCAUCUUCCAUCAAUCACACGGUGCUGACUGGCAGCACCAUGCACCACCAUCACCACCACAAUGAACAUUCGGUGGUAUAAAAAAAAAGAAAGAAAAAAGAAAAAGCCCAGUGUCUUGGAUAUGAAUCCAUCUUGAAGGGAUUAUUCUCUACAGGAGAUACAGACUGAGAGAAGGUAAAUGAGUGUAUGUGAAGAAGAAUAUGGCAACUAGAAUGAAAGCUGAAAAGACUCAAGCUGUCUGAAGACAGAGCUGAAGAGAACUCUGAUAGGCUGUUAUUAUUUUGUUUGUUAAUUUCCAUUUGUGUUAAAUGUGUUGUCACAGGUAAAGAUGAUAUGAACUAUUUAAAAUCUGUGAAGUAGAGUAUUGCCAGUAUAGUCCAUCCUCUUUAUCCAAUCUUCCUAACUUUAUGCCUGGUAGGUUUGUACUAUUACUCGUCUAGAGCCCCAUCAUUAUGAAAAGUAUCAAACUUAACACCCUACAUUUAUGUUAUUGUUGGUUGCUGACUCACCUGAUCCCAGAUUUACAACAUAGUGUUUUUGAUUUUCAUCUCCAUUUGUCGGGCAGAAGCUUUAACUUUAAAUGGAUGUGGUGUAGGCUCAAAGCAGGAUAUUGUUACCAAUGUUAUAUAUAUUUCAAAAGAUGUCAUCCAAAGUGAAAUCCUGCCUAUAUUCACUUGUUUUCCAUGUUUUGCAAUCUACCAAAACCCUGUGACACUGUUUCAUCCAUGAAUUCAACACAGUAUUUUAAUAACCUCAAACAUUAUCAUUUUCUGCUGUAGAGUUGUCAUCUAUUGUUUAGCAACAAGUAAGUUACAAAGUACAACCAGGUUUGUUUGUUUUUUUCAUUCUAUUCUACCUAUCCUCUUUUAUGAACACGCUCUUGUGAAUCCAUUAAAUCAGGUUUUUGCUUCCAUUCAGUUUAAAUAAAGUAAGGAUCCAAUGUUUGCUACAAAUCCUGGAUUGUUUACUCCCUCUAAGGAUUUAAAGGCAGGCUGUUCCAGGGAAAAGAGUAAGAGGAGGACAGUUAUGUGAAGGCAGGAUCAGAGUCAUGUUUGGUGCACUCUCAGAGACUUCAUAUUAUGACACCAAAUGUGCUGAGCAGACUGCCUCUCAGUGUUUUCCUUGGUCCCCUGAUGCUGACCUCGGGAGGGAAAAGGGGGAAUUGUGGAAGUGAAUGUGAAAGUAUCGCCCGAGUUAGUACCAAAUUGCUUUGUGGUACCUUGAGAAUGGGUUAUUUAACAGAACAACUUAAAAUUAAAAAAGAAAAUCAAACCUUUUGACUCAAAACCCUUCUCCCACUCUAUUUUUACCAGCUUUCAUGAACUAACGAUGAUACGUGAGCAUUUACCUACCUCACUUCUGGUGUAGCCAUGCUAGCCACUGUGUCAGGCAGGGCUCUAGGCACAACAAUGCUAUGACUAUGCUGUUGGGAUGGCUAAUGACUCACAACAUAACCUUGAUUAGCAGCAAACUGUGCAGUUUGUUGUGUCAAAUUCUUCAAAGGUGUACACUUUUAAGGCAGUUUGUAAAUUGUCAGUGGUAGACAGUGAAAGUUAGCCAAAAGCAGUGCUCCUCAGUUUAGUUUAGUUUUUGUGUUUUUCACCUCCAUUAGAAAAAACACAUUUUUUAAACAAAAAAAUAAAGAAUUUGAAUUAAUUGUUUAGAGAAUUCUUGAACUAAAACCCCACAGACACAGAAAUGCAUUAAGCCUUAGCAAAUGCUGCAGUUGUUUAACAAAAUCUCAAUGACCAGCAUAGAUGUUUACUUGCUGUAACACUGGUAUCAGUGAUAUGAAGUAAGCAGAUAUCCAACCAAAACAUGUUUUAUUUUGUGUCUCUGUCAGAGAGAUAGUUGACGCUUACAUUUAAAGUAUUAUUGGUAGCUUAUUUUGAUUUUUAUGACAGCAAUGACAAAUUAAAGUCUAUUCUUAUCUUCCCGCCUUAGGGUGCCUUUAUAACUGACUCACUUAUGAGUCAGUGCAGUUCGAAUGGUGUAAUAUUUCCACAAGUGCUCUCAUUAACUUGCAAUUUUGUGCCAGCUGAAAUCCAGCAUGGCAAUGCUAUGAUGCACAUUGUUAAAAAUUGCAAACUGAAUGUUUUAAAUCAAAACACAUUUUGGCCAAAAUACAUAGACAAACCUCCCAAAAACUGACAGCAAAGUGAGAAUCACUGCCAAAAGUACAGUCAAACGUUUUCCAGGAAACCAGAUGUUUUUCAGGAAUUUCAGCUGCAGAGCUAACAUUAAGUCACCAGGUAUCUUUGCCCAGAUGUUUGGCCUAUUAAUCAGGCAAUUUAUGUUGUGAUAUACAGACCAAAAAAAAUUUCACCAUAACUCUGCAACACUUGCAUACAUUUUUGAUGCAUGUGUGAGAUAAAGCACUGUGCCCUAGGGCACCUCAGUCAUCACUUUUAUUAGUCAUUUCCUUCCUGUGCCCGUGCUUUUUUUUAAUCCCUAGCAGUACUUCUACUUGAGACAAAAUGAGAGAAAUAUUCUAAGGAACCAAUCCCCCAUAGCAAACGUGUUGCAUUAAAUUUGUCCAGCUUGACACUUUAAUGUCAUAAAAAUCUUGACCAGAUUUAGUCAAUAUAUGGCUCUGGACCCAACACUCCAUAUUUGAAAUUCACUGUAACAUUUCUUUUAAGUAUUAAUUUAGGUUAUUAUAUCAAACCAACUAAACAUUCAGUGUCUUUGUUUACUAGUGUGUCAGUCUUUGUGUACCUUUGUAAGUACGUGUGUACAAUAUGUAUAUAUAAAAUAUAUUAUGCAAAGUUAAUCACCAAAGGGAAACAUGUUUUGUGUCUGUAAAUUUCACUGUGUUAUACUCUGUCCAGAUGUACUGUAGGGUUGUUUGUAUGUUUUUUUUUAAAAUGCCAUUUGUAUUGUGAUCCUAAAUAAUGACUUUCCCAUAAACACUAUUACAGCAACAUUAACUUGUUUGUGAUGCAAAAUUCAAUAUCUAUGAGUGCAGUGCUUUUCAGUUCCUGUCCAUAAAAAGUCAAUUAACAGCAGAAAAGCAGUGAUUCGCCCUCUUCUGGUUGAACGUUUUAAGCUUAGAACAUGUCCAAUCAUACCCAAAUGUGUUUAGCCGCAACCACACCCAUCAGUGCUGUCUGUAUGCACUUGUACAACACUGCAGUAGUGAGAAGAGUAAAAAAAAAAAGAGCGGUGUUAUGUUACUUUUCAAGCUUGCUAAUACACCAGUCCUGCAUAUGUUUCAGAAGGACAGAGUGUAGGAUUUAGUGGCAUCUAGAGGUCAAGUCAAAGCAUGCAGCUAACACAGCUUGUGGCUAACAACCUACCAAAUUAAAAGUUGUUAGCCAAUGUAGAAAUGCAAGUAUCAGUAUGGAUACAAUGCCUGCCCUCUUUUAUGCCAGUGUUUAGUUAUAUGUAUGGAGAGAGAGAGAGGGAGAGAGAGCUACAUAUGUCAACAACAGGCCUCCUGAAACUGCCCAGAAAAUGGUGUGAUGACUUUUAUCUCCUUAGAUUAUAACGUCAUGGCCAUUUUACCCUGAUUGCUUCUUAUUUUGUCUGAAUGAUGUGUGCUGUGUUUGCUGUGGCCUUCAACUGAUGCUGCUUGACACAAACACUGUGUGAUGCAGUUCAGAAACAUUCUGUAAUACCAAAAAAAAAACUGAUGUGUUUAAUAAAAAAACAAAACAAAUAACAAAGCUGUAGAUCUGAACAUUUUGUUUUUCCAAAGUGAAACAUAACAUUAAAAUGAUGUUGAAGGUUUCCAGGCAAAGAAAAAAACAAAACAUGCACCACAUGUUUUAUAUUUUUAAGUAAUGGUGAAAAAAAUCAAUGUGAUUUCCAUAUUAUCUCUACUUUAGAGUCCAAUAUUAAUAAAUGUCCAACCACAGUCAUGGUGUUGAUACAAUAAAAACAUCAGCCUGACUCCAGGUGAAAGUGUGUGAAAGUUAUCUAUAUGAAAUGAAGGACCUAUGUAAAAAACACACAAACAAAACAAAGACUCUGUCAUGGUUGUUCUGUUUGAUUUCAUGCCAAUAUUUGUGCUUUUGUCCAAACAGAAUGAGGAACACAGAAAGACACAGGCUUUUAUUGUUGUUGUUGUUGUUGUUGUUGUCAUUUUUUUCCCAGGCCAUUAAAUAGUUUGUGGAAAAUGAGCCUGCUAACAUAGUUUGGGCAGCCUUAACUGUUACCAGAAAUUUUUGUGCGACUAUGUAUUUAUUGUUGGAGGAGGAACACAUUUCCUCUCAAUGCUGUCUGUGUGCGACUGUUUUACAUAGUGAGAAAAUGCUGAAUGAAUAAGUUCCCGAACUUUACACAGUCUCCUGAGGCAGUGUUUCUGGACUUGGCUCAUAUUCGGCAGACAGUGUUGACAACAAUUCAUUAGACACAUGUGAUGCCAUACUUGAAGUCAUCUUAGAUGAUUUUGGAAUGUAAAAUGUGUAUUAGACAGGCACAUUUAUUUAUAGUAUAUGCGUAUACAUUAGGUUGUAUAAUCAUGAAAGAUAUAUUUGGGACGAGCUGAAUAGGGGAAGGGACUGAUAAGCAUAUGCUUCCUCCUUCUGCUUUUUGAACAAGACAUUUUUGGGGUAACAUUUUACUUUUGCUUUUCUUUAUUUCCUCAUUAAUAGGAUGGCUUUCAGCGAUUUCAUGUUUAUUUUUGUUAUAUGUAUUUACAAUCAUUACUCAUAUUUUCAAAAUAAAGAUUCGAUUGACUGAUUGAUAGAUUGAUUGAUAAAUGGAACAGGUUUUCUCAUUUUUAAUAAUGUUAUAACGAUGUAGAACUACCAUUAAACUCUUAUGACUACUUUAUGCUCUGUCUAGUCUAUACUGGCCUUUGGUGUCUGUAGGCUGAUUAAUUUGGAAUACAAAAGUUAGUGAUUAUCUGGUGAAUAUAUGGAAAACAAUUUAUUUAAUUUGUGACAAAAUAUUCGAUUGACACAAUGCCAAUUCCCAGUCUAAAACCAUCUCUUGUGUGUUUCCACCAAAAAACAAUUUGCCUCAGUGGCUAGAAGAUAUGAUAUAUGAGAAACUAACCAGAUGUAGCCCACAGAUUCUGUUCAGCAUGAUUUGCCACAACUUCUGAAAGAAAGACAUCACUAAAGAACUAGCAUUUUACCAGCACUGGUGCAGCAUUGGUGGAAAAGAGGUCAAAUUUGCAUCUUUAGUGUAGCACAAUUAAUGCACCAUGUGCACGUGGUUACAGGUGCAAAGCAGAGACAACUGGAGCUGAACCACUAAUAUGGUAUUUCUGUAUGUUUACUUACACUGUAAGAGUGGUCAGGGUCUGUGUCAUGUGUGACAUAAAGUAUGCAGCAGUCCUUGCAACAGCAAAGAGAUGUUUCCAUGGAAAACAACAUUGUCUCCCCCUUCUGUGUGUGUGUCUGUGUGUGAGAGUGCAUUUGCUCUGUUAUGUUUAUUGUUCCACAGCUUUGGAGUGGUAGCCUCCAGUUGACUGAUAUACGUCUGUUCACGUCCUGUUGCUGCCCGAAAAGGCCAAUCAGGGCCAGUGUGGCCACGCAGGAAGUUCUCUGUACAGUUGCUGAGUGAGGGGGGAUGUAACAUCUUAGUCACAAAGUCAAUAUAGACACUUUCCAUAGUUCCUCCCAUGGUUUGCUGAGUGAAAAAUUAGUCCCAUUAGUCAAAUGUCCUACUGCCUGUUUUUAUAAUGACUUUAAUGGAUAGAGUUGAGCAUCAUGUUGCCAGCUACAUUUAUGAAAGAUGGAAAAGUCAACAAGACAUUAAAAAUCUGCUAAACAGCUCACAUCCAGAACACUUAGAAAAUACCAGCUUCCUCUGUUACACUAACACAGAGUUUUGACAAAACAGGAAGUGAUUCUCAACUAUAAUAACAUAUGACUGCCAGACGUGAAGAUCUGUUUUUCAUGAGGCCACAAAAAUAAUUCUGUUUUACUAAUUUACUGUGAAUAAGUGUUACCUCCCAGUAAGGAUCAGCUGAUGGCUUUGCAGUACACUGAAAACAAAAACACUAACAAAACAAAGAAGAUGGAGACAGGACAAGGAAAUGACUGCAAUGGCUGCAGAUAAGAAACAAAACACCACAAUCAUGGAUUCACUCUUGGAGGAAAAUAGGAAGGAAAUUAGGAAGUACAUUCACAUGGCUCUUUUGUAUAGAUUUCAACUUCAGUGAACUUUGACCUGUGAAUACUUGUUCAAGAGUUCCAAACCAUCCUGAAAGUGUUGACCUUUGACAGAAUAGAUAAACCUGCAGGAUUAAGUGCCAGUGUUGUUUAACGAGUACAUAUCUUUUGCAGAGGCAUUUUUAUGGCUGAUAGAGUUGCCUGUGAAAUAAUUUUAAUCUGCAUCCUUGGACAGCACACCAAAGAAGAGCAACAAAAUGCUUUGCUUCUGUUUUUUUGAUGUGGUUAUACACACACACAAAUGACACAAAGGACUGUUUAGCAUUUUAUAAAACAAACAUUUCAAUUCACUAACAAAACUGUUUAAGGAUGACUAGGUGAUUAGGAUUAAAAAAUAAAAAUACAAAGAAUGAGUAAUGAUUAUGUAUUCGGAAGUAGCAUGUUCAUAAUGAAUGUGAUCACCUCAUAAUUUUCAUGAUAGCGCCACAUGCGGUCUAAAACCUACUAACAUACCAUUGUAUGAUUCUCUCUGUAUUGUAUUCAUUGGUGGAGAAGUGAUGGAGAUAGGAUUGAAAGACUCUGAGCCAAAGUGUAGAUCAAGAAAAAGACGGAUGAAAGUGCAAGGCCAGACUUCAUACAGUCUAAUCUAAACAGUUUACACAUAGGCAUCCCCCACAACGCACACAGAUGUCCUCCAUUUAACUUGUAUACACACACACUGUUGCACUGAGAUGCAAACGCAGACAUUUUGAAGAAGUUGUACAAUUGCAAAUAAACAGGGCUUAUUGCAGUCACAUAGAAAUUCAUGGUAAAAAUGCUUUGUGUAGCACCAUUUCUCUAAUGCAUCCUCUUGCACUGAGACAUAAGAUACUAAGGGCCUUGUAUAAAGAGAGACAUGCAAUGAAAUAAAAUAAGAUAUAGUUUGGGCUCAGAGAGAGAAAACUCUACCAGUGAUAAUGUCAGUAGGAGCUCCUGAACCAGAGCAACACACCUUUGAAAGUGAUUGUGGACAUUUUUGGGUUUUCUUCUUUAGAGAGGUGUUUUGGGUUAAGUAUGAUGGCAAGUGUAAAUAUCCCUUUCUAACUGCCUGAAUUCAGAUGCAUGCAGACCUUGUGAAAAAAGAUCCAUUGUACUCUAAAAAAAAGUCACAUUUAGUUCUGACGUACAAACUGUUCAAUAAUUCUGUUUAUUUGCAAGCAAUACAAAGAAAUAUACUUAAUGUGAAUUAUGUAUGACAAACAAAAGGGAAAAAGCCCAAAACAUUAUUGAUAUAAUGCAACAAAUACAGCAAAAAUGUAACAACAUGGCAAAUUUUAAAAGACAGUUAAGUCAGCCAUUCUUAGACAAAAUCAACAUGUUUUUUUUUUUAGAUAUGAAUAUCUUAGCUUUUUUUAUUCUAUUAAUGUAACCAAAAUGGAAUUUUUAUCAAAGAAAAAAGGUUAAAGAGUACAAGCACUAAGUAUGAUCUCUAACCUAGCUGACCUAAUAAGCUUCCAUUCUAGAUUUAUAUUUUCAAAAUGAGGAUGCAAAGACAUGUGGGCAGUUUGUCACUUACAAGAGUCUAUUUAAGUCAGUAGAACGAGUCCCAUUAAUAAUUCUAUUCAUAAUAUGUGAGUUUUAGUGCUUCAGUGAGGAACUGUAUGAGAAAUGUAAAUGAAAGUGAGGAGAAUUAAUGAACUUAUGCCUACUGUAAUUUGUUCAUAUGUUCAAGAAAUAUCAACAACAAGCUAAAACACAUCUAUAAAACAAAACUAAAACCAAAGAAACACAAAUAAAAACAGAAUGCCCCGUAGUGGAAUACCAACUUGUCUACAAAACAAUCAUCAGUGAUUUAAAGUGACUGUGUGCCACUGUGGAAUAAGCAAGCUGACUUGAAGAGAAAUGUUGUGUACAAUCUUAUAAUAAAUAUUUCAUCAAUCCCUUUCUACGACACUGUUAAAGAAAAAACCUUUCAAGUGUAGAUUCUCUCUUUCUGUCCAGCGAACUUUAGGGUCACAUUGAGCCUAUUCAGAGCAUUUGCUAAAUUUUCAUCAACGUUUACAAAAAAAAACUCUCAAUGAGAAAAAGAAAAAAACAGAUGAAUGAGGUACAAGAGCAACUACUGCUAAAAAUGACCAUGGUAUAUCUGUAUGGCUAGUUUCCAAGUAUUUCAGAGACUUAGGGUCUGGGGUGAGUUAACUGAUUCAGGUUUAACAUUUUUCAAAAUUAAAGUGAACCUGUCAGAUGGACAGCUCCCGGUAAACAGUCAGAAACUGAAAUCCUGAAUUCUGAAGUAGCAACAUACAAAUGACUACAAUGUGGCCAUGUUCAGUCUCCUGAACAGACAAGCUGCAAAAAGAAAAUGACUGCAAUUACUUAA